This is a messenger RNA of Antrostomus carolinensis (chuck-will's-widow), 693 nucleotides long. RefSeq names its product ciliary microtubule associated protein 3 (gene CIMAP3). NCBI's taxonomy places the organism in Eukaryota, Metazoa, Chordata, Aves, Caprimulgiformes, Caprimulgidae. Gene Ontology annotation, molecular function: cytoskeletal protein binding. Bases 1 to 693 code for a protein of 230 amino acids. The record is from RefSeq and is a predicted model, not a curated record. Gene Ontology annotation, biological process: regulation of cell projection organization. The transcript has 6 exons.
AUGGCAGUGGAGUGGGAGCAGAGAGAGAACAGCAGACACUUAAGAAGGAAAAAAAGCAGCAAGUGGUCACCCACGCAUGGGUUUAUCACACUGGUGGCAUUUCUCUCUUCUGGUCUCACAGAUGUGCAGAAGCAGAUCUCAUUUGGGUCAUGUCAAGAGAGGAAAAUGUUCCCUCUCCACCAUGCCCCUGACAGGCUGGGAAUUCAGCUGACAAUCAUCAGAGGAGACCCUUCGCUUGGGCCAGGCUGUUACCUGAGUCAAGAGAGAAGCAGCCUCAGAUAUUCUUUGGACAACAAACCACUGAGUAAGAAAGGCUACAUGAUAGGAGCAAGAACAGCCCAGCGUUUCACAACAGAGCCACAGAUUGAGACUCCUGGCCCAGCAACAUACCAGCCAUCCUGGAAAAAAGAGAGAAAAUGCCAGCCUGCCUAUGCUCCAUUUUCCAUUAAGACACCACGAUUUCCAGAUAAGCCUUCAGAUAAAGAAUUUUUCCCUGGACCUGGCACUUACGAAGCAGACAAGAAAUUACACAAAAAAAUCACUUGGCCGAUGAAAUUUGGGUCUCCAGACUGGUCUUUAGUGCCGAUGCCAGCCAAGAGGAUGCUAAAAACGGAGGUACAGAAGCUGACCAUAGACAGAGAAUUCAACAAACACCGGAACCGAGUGGCCUACCUGAGCUUAUACUUCAGCUGA